This is a messenger RNA of Humulus lupulus (European hop), 484 nucleotides long. RefSeq lists its product as uncharacterized. The record is from RefSeq and is a predicted model, not a curated record. The transcript is spliced from 3 exons. Bases 41 to 484 code for a protein of 147 amino acids. NCBI's taxonomy places the organism in Eukaryota, Viridiplantae, Streptophyta, Magnoliopsida, Rosales, Cannabaceae.
GGCAGAAGACUAUUUUCCAUGAAUUUUUUGGAAAAAAACAAUGGAGCAGUCUCAGUUGAUGUCAAUGGAUCAUGUGAGAGGGGUAAAUGUUGCAAACUUAGCUGAUAUGGAGCAAAGUCGUAUGUUUGCUAAUACAUUAGCUCAGAACAAUGAUCCUAAAUUUCAUGUUUGUAAGCUAUGUUAUUGCAUGGGAAGAAAAGUAAAGCACGAGGUCCCUAAAGAUUGGGUCUGUGAAUCAUGCCAAAGUGUCAGUGACUUAGUUUUGAUGGAAUCUGGGAAGAGAGAUGAAGCUGUCACAAUUUCAAUGAGCAAGGGGAAAUUAUCAAUUUCACAGCUUCAUUCCAAGAAGAAAAAGCCAGUAGAAACUGGUAAAGUUAAGUUCAUUCCUCAUGAAGAAAUCCUUAAGCUAUCUUCAGAAACCUUCAACAAGUCAAGAGGUCAGAAACUAAACAUUGCACGCUACUUUAUCUCAAAUGCCUACUAA